Molecule: messenger RNA, 288 nt
Organism: Entamoeba invadens IP1
Lineage: Eukaryota; Evosea; Mastigamoebida; Endamoebidae
Exons: 1
Source: RefSeq, a predicted model, not a curated record
AUGAGUAUAUUAGAAGAAGUUGUGAUUCCAGAAAUUGAGAACGGAGAGGGGUUGUAUGACACAGAAGAAAAACGGAUUUUACUUGAAAGAGUAACAAAAAUCAAACUGGACAACUGCAAUUUGUUACAACACUUUGCUGAACUUGAUACAAACUUUUCCAUACAAAUUUCAAAAAUUAACGAGGAGAUCGGUGUCGCCUUUAAAAAUCUCAAGUUUUCAUGCCAACACGAAGUCCUUGAGGAGUUCAUGAAUUAUAAAAACGCAAGACUCAUCACUCUCAAUUACAAC